Messenger RNA from Cicer arietinum (chickpea), 1939 nucleotides. RefSeq lists its product as uncharacterized. The record is from RefSeq and is a predicted model, not a curated record. NCBI's taxonomy places the organism in Eukaryota, Viridiplantae, Streptophyta, Magnoliopsida, Fabales, Fabaceae.
CAACAAACACAUGGAAAAUGAAACAAACAAUUAGAUUCACAAAUGAUUUUUGAAGUGUCACACUAACUCAAUUCCCAUGGCACCGUCCUCCCCUCCAUCUCCUCCUGCCGCCGACAAUUCUGACGCCGAGCGUCGCCUUCGCGAAGCAGAAGAGCGCCUCCGCGACGCCAUCGAGGAGCUUCAGCGCCGUCAACGACGCGCCGCUGCUCAUGCUUACCACCACCUCCACAACCAUAAUAACCUCGACUCCCCUCCCUGCGAUCACGGUCCCGAUGAAUCAUGCAUCGCUCACGCCAUUGGCAACCUCUGUCAGACCUUCCUUCUCUCCUAUGGUGUUAGGGUCGGCAUUGGGAUUCUCCUUCGUGCUUUCAAGCUUGUUCGAAGGCAAUCCUACUCCUCUCUCCUUGAUCUCAAGCAACUUGUUUCCGAAAAAGACCUAAUAGUGAGGGAAGAAGCGUGUCGUAUUGGUUUACUUUUUGGUGGUUUCACCGGAUCUUAUCAUGCUCUUAGAUGCUUGUUUAGGAAGUUGAGAAAGAAAGAGACACCACUGAACGCAAUUUUAGCAGGUUCAGUUGCUGGUUUCUCAAUUCUGGCACUAAAUGAUUCAAAUAGAAGGCGCACACUGGCUUUAUAUCUGUUAGCUAGGUUAGCCCAGUGUGCUUAUAAUUCGGCAAAAGCAAAGAACAAGUUUCACCUUUGGGGAAGUCAUUGGAGACAUGGAGAUUCUUUGCUGUUUUCUCUUGCUUGUGCACAGGUUAUGUAUGCCUUUGUAAUGCGUCCUGAGAGCUUGCCGAAAUCCUAUCAAGAGUUCAUUCAAAAGACUGGGCCAGUUGCAGAGCCUGUGUACAGGGCUGUAAGGGAUAGCUGCAGAGGUCAUCCAGUUGACGUUGCUUCACUACAUGCUUUCUUAUCUCACAAAGGAAAAUCUGACUAUGUAAAGUUGGAAGAAUUUCCCUCUAUUAUUCCUUGUUCCAUCAUUCAUGCAGGAACAAAUUCAUGUUUAGCUCAUGAAAUAAAUGCAACAUCAUCAACGUUUAAGAAGACAUUCCCACUUUACUUCUCUUUGACCUUUGUCCCAUUUGUCGUUCUGCACCUACAAAAGUUCACUGCAGCUCCUUUCCGCACUUUCUGGUUUGCCGUUAAAGGGGCCGUUCGCUCAACAGCCUUUUUGUCUGCUUUUGUUGGAAUCUUUCAGGGAGUCAUAUGUUUUCAUAGAAAACUUGCUUCAAGAGAUCACAAAUUGGUGUAUUGGAUAGCAGGUGGAAUAUCUGCCCUUUCAGUUCUAUUGGAGAAAAAAGCAAGGCGUGGUGAGCUAGCUUUAUAUGUUCUUCCCCGAUCAGUAGAUUCAUUAUGGUAUAUCUUGGUUAACAGGCACCUGCUUCCAAAAAUUAGGAAUGCUGAGGUAUUUUUGUUUUCUCUCUGCAUGGGACAGAUAAUGUAUUACUUGGAAUAUGAGCCAGAAACCAUGGCCCCAUUUCUUAGGGGCCUGAUCCGCCGCUUCCUUGCCAGCAGAAUUAGCAAUCCAAGCCGACCACCUAAUCGGACUACUUCUUACACAUACCUACAAGCUCUUGAUGGCGUGACGAAGCCGACAUUACAAGAGAGAAGGGACACUGAAUCUUCUUCUUCAGAGAAGUACAAUCUUGAGUCUAUUCCAGGGCUUUGACAUUCUAUUUUGGGUCUUUUUUAUAGAGGGGGUUCUAGGAGAAGGGGACCGUCUCUCUGAACUUCUAUUUCUUUUAGGUUUAUAGGAUAUCCUGGUAUUCAAUCUUUAGCUAUGCCAACAAGUUGGUUAUUUAGGGAACCAAGUUCUAUAAUAAUAUCAUUAUUGGCUCCGCAUUUUUUUAAAUUGAUUGUUCGUGAGUUUGUUCUUGAUGUUCAGAUGGAUUGUAAUUUUUUUAAAUCAAAAUAGUGCUUGGUUGUUUUGUUUUAGGAUUAA